UCUGGGCUUGUGAGGUAUCUCUGAGUCCUGUUUCCUUCUAGCUGCCUGACUUUGAUCCAUUCAGGUGGUUGUCAGUGUUCCCACACACGCUCCUCGGUAGCUGUCGCAGGACAGGGGAACAGGAUAGUGCUUGGAGUCAAGAAGAGCCUGCACGUUCUCUGCCUGAAACUUUUCAUCCCUGCUCAGCUUUGUCCGUGCGUGCGCGCGUGCGUGCGUGUGAAAAGGGAUAUCAAGGCUGUCAGAGAAGGAGGGUGGGGAGGGGAGAUUCUGGGAGAGAGAAAGGAAUAAAGGAGAGAAGAGGAAAUGGAAAGAGAGAGGGAGAGGCGGUGAGAGAGGAAGGGACGGCAGGUUUAUAGCUGCUCAGAUCGCAGACAGAAAUAGCACACAACCUCCGUGCCUGCACGCGGCUCAGAAACCAGGACCUGGCUGUGUUCACCUGCGUUAACCUGUUUCCCGGCAAGAAGGAAAUGCCAUCUGGUCCUGUCUUCUUCUACAUCUUGAUUUUGGGGAAAUACUUCGCUCCCACGAGUGGGCAGGAUGCCCCGUGCGCCCUGGGCUACUUCCCCUGCGGGAACACCACCAAGUGCUUGCCUCAGCUUCUGCACUGCAACGGCGUGGACGACUGCGGGAACCGGGCGGACGAGGACAACUGCGGAGACAACAAUGGAUGGUCUGAGCAACUUGACAAAUAUUUUGCCAAUUACUACAAAAUUAUUACGACAUCUCCGUACCCAUUUGAGGCAAGAACAUCUGAAUGCCUGGUCGGUUCUGUGCCCGGGCAAUGUCUUUGCCGAGGUUUAGAGCUUAACUGUGAUGAGACCAAUUUACGAGCUGUUCCAUCAGUUUCUUCAAAUGUGACUUUGAUGUCGCUUCAGUGGAACUUAAUAAGAAAGCUUCCUCGUGAUGGCUUCAAGAAGUACCAUGAUCUUCAGCAACUGUGUCUGCAAAACAAUAAGAUUAGAUCCAUAUCCAUCCAUGCUUUCAGAGGACUGUCCAGUCUCACCAAGCUGUAUCUCAGUCAUAACAGGAUAACCUUCUUGAAGCCAGGUGUUUUUGAAGAUCUCCAUAGACUAGAAUGGCUGAUAAUCGAAGAUAAUGCCCUCAAUCGAAUUUCCCCACUAACGUUUUAUGGACUAAAUUCUCUUAUUCUCCUAGCAUUGAUGAAUAACGUCCUUACCCGCCUGCCCAACAAGCCCCUUUGCCAGCACAUGCCGAGACUGCACUGGCUGGACUUUGAAGGCAACCAUAUCCAUAAUUUAAGAAAUUUGACUUUUAUUUCCUGCAGUAACUUAACUGUUUUGGUAAUGACGAAGAACAAAAUUAAUUACCUAAAUGAAAACACGCUUGCACCUCUCCAGAAACUACAUGAAUUGGAUUUAGGAAGUAAUAAGAUUGAAAAUCUUUCACCACAUGUGUUUAAGGAUCUGAAGGAGCUCUCACAAUUGAAUCUCUCCUAUAACCCAAUCCAGAAAAUUCAAGCAAACCAAUUUGAUUAUCUUGUCAAACUCAAGUCUCUCAGCCUGGAAGGAAUUGAAAUUUCCAAUAUCCAACACAGGAUGUUCAGACCUCUCGCGAAUCUCUCUCACAUCUAUUUUAAGAAAUUCCAGUACUGUGGCUACACCCCACAUGUCCGCAGCUGCAAACCGAACACUGAUGGCAUCUCAUCUUUAGAGAAUCUCCUGGCGAGCAUCAUUCAGAGGGUGUUUGUCUGGGUUGUGUCUGCAGUCACAUGCUUUGGAAACAUCUUUGUUAUUUGUACGCGACCUUACAUCAGAUCUGAGAACAGACUGCAUGCCAUGUCCAUCAUUUCUCUCUGCUGUGCCGACUGCCUGAUGGGCAUCUACCUAUUCUCGAUCGGAGCCUUUGACCUGAAGUUCCGAGGCGAGUACAACAAGCACGCGCAGCUGUGGACGGAGAGCCCGCACUGCCAGCUGCUGGGCUCCGUGGCCAUCCUGUCCACGGAAGUGUCGGUGCUGCUCCUGACGUUCCUGACGCUGGAGAAGUACAUCUGCAUUGUGUACCCUUUUCGAUGUCUGAGACCCGGAAAGUGCAGAACCAUCACCGUUCUGAUUCUCAUCUGGAUUGUUGGCUUCAUCGUGGCUUUCGUCCCACUGAGCAAUAAGGAAUUUUUCAAAAACUACUACGGCACCAACGGAGUAUGUUUCCCUCUUCAUUCAGAAGAUACAGAAAGUAUUGGAGCCCAGAUUUAUUCCGUGGCAAUUUUUCUUGGUAUUAAUUUGGCAGCGUUUAUCAUCAUAGUUUUUUCCUAUGGAAGCAUGUUUUACAGCGUUCAUCAAAGCGCCCUAACAGCCACUGAAGUUCGGAAUCAAGUUAGAAAAGAGAUGAUCUUAGCCAAACGGUUUUUCUUUAUUGUAUUUACUGAUGCCUUAUGUUGGAUGCCCAUCUUUGUACUGAAAUUUCUUUCAUUGCUUCAGGUAGAAAUACCAGGUACCAUAACCUCUUGGGUGGUGAUUUUUAUUCUGCCUAUCAACAGUGCUUUGAACCCAAUUCUCUAUACUCUGACCACAAGACCAUUCAAAGAAAUGAUCCAUCAGUUUUGGUACAACUAUAGACAAAGAAGAUCUCUUGACAGCAAAGGAAGUCAGAAAACAUAUACUCCAUCGUUCAUCUGGGUAGAGAUGUGGCCCCUGCAGGAGGUGCCCUCUGAGUUAAUGAAGCCAGCUCUCUUCACAGACCCCUGUGAAUUGUCACUAAUCUCUCAAUCAACUAGACUCAAUUCUUAUUCAUAACUGACUCCGAAACCCAUUUCUACAGAGAACACUGUGGGAUACUUCAUGAUGGAUUUAUUAGUAUAAAAUAAAUGACACAAAAUAAUUUAUAAUAAUGGCUAAAGUAAAUUAGCUUAC
Camelus dromedarius (Arabian camel) is the source of this 2867-nucleotide messenger RNA. RefSeq names its product relaxin family peptide receptor 1 (gene RXFP1). Gene Ontology annotation, cellular component: plasma membrane. Gene Ontology annotation, biological process: activation of adenylate cyclase activity; adenylate cyclase-activating G protein-coupled receptor signaling pathway; hormone-mediated signaling pathway. Gene Ontology annotation, molecular function: protein binding; G protein-coupled peptide receptor activity. The record is from RefSeq and is a predicted model, not a curated record. The coding region runs from base 468 to 2750 and encodes 760 amino acids. NCBI's taxonomy places the organism in Eukaryota, Metazoa, Chordata, Mammalia, Artiodactyla, Camelidae. The transcript is spliced from 18 exons.